Molecule: messenger RNA, 3629 nt
Organism: Gekko japonicus
Lineage: Eukaryota; Metazoa; Chordata; Lepidosauria; Squamata; Gekkonidae
Gene: TAB2
Product: TGF-beta activated kinase 1/MAP3K7 binding protein 2
Exons: 8
Coding region: 389-2389 (666 amino acids)
Biological process (GO): positive regulation of protein kinase activity
Molecular function (GO): K63-linked polyubiquitin modification-dependent protein binding; ubiquitin binding
Source: RefSeq, a predicted model, not a curated record
GCGAGAGGAGGCGGGAGGCGGUGGGGGGAGGGACGGGAGCGACUGGGAAGCCGGAACGGUUCCAAACGAGGUCGGGAGCGGCGCCCACAAAACACCCACCCCCCAACCCUUCCCGCCCUCCUCUGCCCGCCACCACAGCAGCAGCACGGAACCCCCCUUCCUCCCUCCCCCGGUGGCGGCGGGAGGAGGAGGAGGCGGCGGCGGAGUGGCUGGGGGGAGUCCCCCUCGCUGGUUGGAAGAAGAGGAGGCGGCAGUGGCGGCGGCUGUAGGAGGUGGAGAAGCAGCCGGCGGAGAAGAAGGAAAAUGCUGGCACAGAAGAGAUGAUUGUUCAUUGACAUUAAGGCGUGGAACUGCCCGUUGAACAAAGUCCUGACCAGGCAACUUACGAAUGGCCCAAGGAAGCCAGCAAAUUGAUUUUCAGGUUUUACAUGACCUGCGUCAAAAAUUUCCUGAGGUACCUGAAGUUGUUGUGUCCAGAUGCAUGUUACAGAAUAAUAAUAAUUUGGAUGCUUGUUGUGCAGUUCUGUCUAAGGAGAGCACAAAGUAUCUCUACGGUGAAGGAGACAUUGGUUUUCCAGAUGAUUCUGGGAUUCCUGGUCUGCGAAAUCACAUGACAUCCCUUAAUUUGGAUUUGCAGUCACAGAAUGUGGUUCUCCAUGGAAGAGAAGGAAGUAGAAUGAAUGGAAGUAGGACUUUAUCUCAUAGCAUCAGCGGAUUCUUUGGCAUAUCUAAUACUUCUAAUCCAGGGCAGCAUUUUGGAUUUCACUUGGGCAGCAAAGGAACAUCUAGUCUGGCUCAGCAAACUCCUAGAUUCAAUCCUAUUAUGGUAACUUUAGCUCCAAAUAUUCAACCUGGUCGAAAUACUCCUACAUCUUUGCACAUACAUGGCGUACCUCCACCUUCAGUAAACAGUCCACAAGGUAAUUCUAUCUAUAUUAGACCUUACUUCACACCGCCUAGUGGUACAGCUCGUCAGACUCAUCAAAAUCCAGGCUGGACGUCUCAGUUUACUCCCAUGCAUUCUCAGCAGAACUACCAUCCUUCACAACCAAGUCCCUGGACAACUAUUCCUACAACCAGCACCCUGCCACAUACCUCAUCGCAGCAAUCAACGCAGCCAAAUCAGCAAGGCCAUCAGACCUCCCAUGUUUAUAUGCCCAUAAGUUCUCCUACAACUCCACAAGCACCUACAAUUCACUCAUCUGGUAGCUCACAAUCUUCUUCCACCCAGAGUCAAUACAAUAUUCAAAAUAUCUCAACAGGACCUCGGAAAAACCAAAUUGAAAUCAAACUUGAACCACCACAAAGAAAUAGUUCAUCAAAACUGCGCUCAACUGGGCCUCGGUCAUCCUCAAAUUCCUCUUCCCUAAACAGCCAGACUUUAAGCAGAAGUCAGCCCACUGUUUACAUAGCUGCCAGUCCACCAAAUACUGAUGAAAUUAUCACACGAAGUCAGCCGAAGGUCUACAUUUCAGCCAAUGCCUCUACAGGAGAUGAACAACUUGUACGGAAUCAGCCCACGCUCUUCAUAUCAACAAACCCGGGAGUUACAGCAUCUAGGAAUAUGUCUGGUCAAGUAAGCAUGGGACCUGCAUUUAUUCACCAUCAACCUCCUAAGAGCAGAGCAGCAGGCAAUAAUGCCACUGCCACUUCUCCCCGAGUGGUGGUUACGCAGCCAAACACAAAAUAUACUUUUAAAAUUACUGUUUCUCCUAAUAAACCCCCUGCAGUUUCACCAGGGGUAGUCUCCCCAACCUUUGAACCUACAAAUCUUCUAAACCUUCCUGAUCACUUUGCAGAGACGGAGGGUAUCCAACACCUUCCUGACCCUGUUUUAGCACAUGUCGAUAGGAUUAGUGAUGCGCGGAAACUGAGUAUGGGAUCCGAUGAUGCUGCCUAUACACAAGCUUUACUAGUACACCAGAAGGCUAGGAUGGAACGACUUCAACGAGAACUUGAGAUCCAAAAGAAAAAGCUGGAUAAACUAAAAACAGAAGUAAAUGAAAUGGAGAAUAAUCUAACACGAAGGCGCCUGAAAAGAUCAAAUUCUGCUUCCCAAAUUCCUUCACUUGAAGAAAUGCAGCAGUUGAGAAGUUGUAACAGACAGCUUCAAAUAGACAUAGAUUGCCUAACCAAAGAGAUUGAUCUUUUCCAAGCAAGAGGACCACAUUUUAAUCCCAGUGCCAUUCAUAAUUUUUAUGACAAUAUUGGAUUUCUAGGUCCUGUGGCACCAAAGCCCAAAGAUCAAAGGUCCAUUGUCAAAACACCAAAGGCUAUACCUGACCCAGAGGAAGACGAGGGAGCUCAGUGGAAUUGUACUGCAUGUACUUUUUUAAAUCACCCAGCCUUAAAUCGUUGUGAACAGUGUGAAAUGCCCAGGCAUUUCUGAGCCGGAGAGGCUUACAUCUUCUGUAAAUCCAACCUUUGACUAUUGUGUCAUUUCCUUGGGAUAAAUAAUCAUUUAUGCAUAGGAUUUUGUAAAAUUGAGCGUGUGAUAAGAUGGUUUAUUACUAAUGUUAAAUGUCAUGCUACAGAGAUUAAUACCUCAGUGUUGUGCUGCAGGCAGCUGAAAUUCAUCAGCUGGGUGGUAAUCUCCUGAAAGACUUGGUUGCCAGCUGCCUGGAUCAUGUACAGUAUUACCAAAACCCCAGUAAGAGAAACUCACCAUGUUCAGUGCUUGGGUGUUCCCUAACCACCUUUCUCCACACAUGUCACUACUGAAUUUUGACAGGGGAAGGGAAUUAGAUGAAUAGCUUUUUUGUUGUUUGUAAAGCUUUCAGUUGUAACACUACAUUCACCGAGGAAAUGGAAAUGUACAUGUUGAAAGUGUGUUAAACUGUUCGCUGCCACAUAGGGCCUGUGGAUUGUGGAAGAAUUCCGCAAGUCAGUGGUACUCUUCGCCUGUCUUCCCAGAAAAUGGCUCUGCUCUGUGAAGACUCAAAUCAUUACAAUCAUGUCUGAAGAUUAAAACUGCAUGCGUUGUCUGUACAGUGCACCCAGUAAAAUACCCCCAAAGCUUUUCCUACUGUACAUAGCUCUGAAGCCUGCUUUAAAUAACUUUCUUUUCUUCGCCUUUUAUUAUUUCUUGUACUUCUCAAUGUAUAGCGUUAAUAGUCUUUGUUAACUUUCUUUUUCCCUUUAAAUGAUUACAAGUGAUCAUGACCCUUUUUUUUUAAGCUUUUGAUCUGAGAGAAGCAGUGCCUUAAAAUAAGAGCAUUCAUGAUAAACGAUGCCUAAACGAUCUUUUUUCAUUGCCUCCUGGUCUGUAUGUUGCUCUUGUAAUUGCUGAUGAUCUGUGAAGACCUGCAGAUGCAGCAUGGUGAAAAUGCAGGGAAAGUUGAAGAGUUUAUGCAUAUAGUUCACUCCGUACACUGUGUUUUACGGUGGGUGACACAAUGUAAGGUUUUGUCUGGCACAAGGGAAUCAAAGUCAAAACUAUGCUCAACCCACCCAAGAUCAGCCGCUAAAUAAGCUUGGCUUCAUCUGCUGUGGAUAUCUUGCAGACUCUUCAUGAGGUUUUGUUUGGGGAAGUGCAUGCAGUACACAAAGUGGCAGCAGUAAUAUAAAAUAUCAGUGCCAUGAAUGUCUUGGCAGCCAGCUUCCUAACCUGACUUUCUGGAGAAUCGCAA